Molecule: messenger RNA, 2829 nt
Organism: Physcomitrium patens
Lineage: Eukaryota; Viridiplantae; Streptophyta; Bryopsida; Funariales; Funariaceae
Source: RefSeq, a predicted model, not a curated record
GUGUGAAUGUGUUUUUUUUUUUUUUUUUUUUUUUUUUUGGUUCAGUCUGUAGGAGACAGUGAGUGGAGGCAAGGGUUGUGUUCUAAUUUAGAUGAUUUAGGUUUAUCAUCCGAGAUUACACGCGUCUUGUUGUUUUGUUGUGUAUGAGUUUGCUCUGCUGUGAGGGGAGGUAUUCUCGUGAAGGAAUAGACUGAUUAUUUGUGUUUUGGUGUGGAGCGUACAAGGCAAUCCGUGCAGCUUUCAUGGCGGCUGUGAUUUUGUCUUCAAUUUUACUGAAAUCAAGUGUGUCAGAGUAGUUGUAAGAUCAGCUGUACAUUUUCAUUUUUGAGUGUGGUGUGGUGUGUACUUUUGUCAUGUUGUAUUCUUAGCCGUGAAGUGCGUGUAGCAAGUAGCCACAGUUGCUCCAUUUAGCGGUUAGCUACGUGAUCGAAGCUUUCUCAGUUAAGCGGCGAGAGAUGCGCUGGAAGUACUCUAUCUAGGUGAAAUUUGACAACGGAUCUCCAAAUGGAAAAACAUUAUGCGUUAGAAACCACGAAACGGACUUGCAGCGGCCGAAUGUUCUUCGUUUAUCGUCACUGGUUGAAGCGAGGUAGCUGUGGUGUCUAGUUCGUUUUGAGGUCUUUGAGAGAAUCACUAGUUGCUGCACUCAAGCCUAUUCUGGCGAAACUUUGAAGGACCGAAUAUACUAAGGGAGAUCGGCGAUUGGUGGCGCGCGUUUACCUUCUUUCGAUCCUUGACUCUGUGCUUCUUAUGAUUAUCAGGCAUGGUGCAGUGAAGUCGGCGCUUCCGCGAAGAGUAGAAAGUGUGAGCAUCAGUGAAAAUUUGCUGGGUCUCAAUGACUCGUAUUCUAAGCAGAAAGCCAGAUUUGAGUCAGUUUCUACGGAAGAGCGAGCGCAGACGCUUGAAGGCGAGAAAGCUCUUGUGAAGAGUGAGUAUUGCUAGCUUAUUGUUAGACAGGCUUUGGGACAUCAGUACCCACUAUGCCCACUGCAGGAUAGAAAGUGAAGAUUGUCGAGGCGGGAAAGGGAUUGUCCUGGAGCGAGCUCCAAGCGGUGGACACAUCGGACAUACAGCAAUGGAUAGGCAGGUUGCGUUCGGGAAUUUUUUGCGCGAGUUGGGAGGUGAAAAGAGCGGUCCCAAGAGUGGAGGCAUGGAUGGUGCUGGUCCCGGUCAAGGGUCACACCCGCCAGUAGGUUUACGUCCGCACACUCCGAUUCCGGUUUCGGGGGCCGGCAGCUCCACAUUACAAGGUGGCUCAUCAGUGUCCAAUGCGAGUGUACCCAUGGCUCCAAGAAUGGAGAUGACUAUCGGUGGAUCACCCCUUCAAAGGAGUUUACUGCCUUUGAAGAGAAAGAGGGGGAGACCCCGAAAGUACGCGACUGGUGAUACACCUCAAGUUACUGCAUCAGGUUUAGGGAACAUUUCUCUUUUUUCUGCACUUGCCAAGCAAAUUGCAGCUCCGUAUACACCUCCUCCAAAUAAGUCGGAAAAGCGGGGAAGAGGUCGUCCAGUAGGCUCUACCAAAAAGCAACAAUUAGCAAAUCUGGGAGUUGUGUUAGCAGGAACGGGAAAAAGCUUCACACCUCAUAUAUUGACCGUUAGCACUGGAGAGGAUGCUUCAUCAAAGAUCAUGCAAUUUGCACAGCAUGGUCCACGUGCUAUGUGCGUAUUGUCUGCCAAUGGUGCUGUUUCAAAUGUCAUGCUGCGCCAGGACUCGUCAUCAGGUGGCACUGUCACGUACGAGGGUCGGUACGAGAUACUAUCCUUGUCAGGUUCAUAUCUUCCUACAGACGGUGAAGAUGGAGAAAAGCAACGAACCGGAAGCGUAAGUGUGUCUUUGGCGGGAAGCGAUGGAAGAGUUUUUGGCGGGAGGGUUGCUGGAGUGCUCAUGGCAGCUUCUCCAAUACAGGAGACUCAUCCUCCAUUAGAACGCCUCCUGCAGUGCAACGAAUACCAGCACCCAAAAGUUCAGGUGCUGGACCUCGAGAAGGGCCUCAGGCGCCAUCUCCAAGUGGUCAGACAUCUGAACAAAGACCACAAGCUAUUGGCGUAUUCCAACCUGUUGAAGGCUGGGGCAUUGCACCACAUGUGUCCUUUUUGGGGGACAACCGGAGAGCAGAUAUCAACAUAUCUUUGGCAGGGUGAGAGCUGCUUCUUCUGGAGACGGCGAGUACUUCUUCAACGACAGCCGUUUUUUGUAGCAUUCUGCUGCAGUGGAAUUGAAAUAUCUUUCAAAGAAAAGGUUGGAUGUGAAGUAGGUCACUGGCCUAGACGAGAAGGAAUUGGCUAUGUAUAUAGCUUGUUCUCAAAGCUUGCGAUACCGGUCUGGCCCAGUCCCACGACCAACGGUUUCAGCGAUUCCGGUUACCAACAGAGAUCCUGAUGGUCGUUGUGUUUUACUUCAACCUCUGGAGUGAUAGCUGCAACGAACGAUUCCUUCUUGUGCAGCUCUUCGUGAACUUCAAGCAAGAAUGUCCCGUCAUCAUGUACGUGCACCUGUUUGUGCGCUCCUGGUAAAGUCAUUUUCAGGUUCACAUAAACAAGAUCGUCCUUCACCGUCCUUAGAGAUUGCAGGAUGUUCUCGAUGUCCCUCACUACAGGUUUCGAUGGAGUCGACGCUAACUAUAUAAACUUAUUGGGACUGUGAAAUUAUGUGUACUAAAAGCGUACAAGACACAAUGCAGUGCUGGACUUACGCAGUAGAGACCCUUUAGUUUUAUGUAAUAAGUAUGCCAUGUAACUCCACUUCGAUGGUCUGACUCUUGAUUCUCCGCUGUAUGUUAUGCUUAAGCUGCUUAAUGUGAUAGUUGAUUACUUGGCUUUGAUUCA